CAAUCUUUUCUUUCUGCUCUUAGUAAUCUCUCAUACUAGUUAUCACACAAUAUUGUUUCAUGGGUCAUAUAACAGUUGAGAAAGUUAUGGUUUUGAUGGUUUCUGCUAUCCUGAUCAGUACUGUUGCGUCUUCAAUGGCAGCAGAAAUUCACAAGGUCGGAGAAAGCACCGGAUGGACAAACGUAGAAAUGCCUGAUUACAAAAAGUGGUCUUUUAGCAAAUCUUUCAAAAUUGGAGACUCCAUUCUUUUUGAGUACCAGCCAAGGUUUCAGAAUGUUUUCCAAGUGAAUCAUGACAACUUUCAGAAAUGCAACACUUCAACUCCCAUCAAGACUUUCACUUCAGGCAAAGACUUGAUUCUUCUCAAGGCCGAGGGAAACUUAUUCUUCAUAAGUGGAAUUACAAGUCAGUGUGAAAUGGGUCAAAAGGUUGAGAUAAUGGUUGGUCCAAAUCAUGUUUUGGCUGCAAAUCACUCGACCAUGACAUUAGAUGAAGAUGCGGUGCUUGUAAAUUGGACUGCUACUGUGGCCAACAAGACAUGCUACAAGUACAUUAAUGGCCAGUCUAUUUGCAAAAUUCAUACACAGGUACUCUCUUUCAACGAGACCGACGGCGUCACCAUCUGGGAAACCCCAUCUAAGUCAUCAAGCGGAAAACUUACAAAUUCCCUCUUCUUUCGUCUCGUUCAAGUUUGUUUAUGUGUUUGGGUUGCAGCCACCCACUUUCCAUAGAGUGGGUACUGUUGGUACUGGUUAUUGGUGAUGUUCAAUGAUGAUUGGCUAAUAAGUUUUGAGGUCCUCACUUGUGUAUGUUUUGAAGUACCUCAGGUAGUAAUUUAGAAUAUCCAUGUUCCGUUUCAUCCCUACAUGUCACGUGUAUAUGCCUAUACAUGAUAUAUGAUCGUUAAAUUCCGUGUAACUGAAACUGAAAUUGGGUAAUUCACAGAUUGCUACUAGUAAUUACAGAUCAUUUGAG
Papaver somniferum (opium poppy) is the source of this 975-nucleotide messenger RNA. RefSeq names its product early nodulin-like protein 1. The transcript has 2 exons. Lineage: Eukaryota; Viridiplantae; Streptophyta; Magnoliopsida; Ranunculales; Papaveraceae. Gene Ontology annotation, molecular function: electron transfer activity. The record is from RefSeq and is a predicted model, not a curated record. Bases 60 to 731 code for a protein of 223 amino acids. Gene Ontology annotation, cellular component: plasma membrane.